Molecule: messenger RNA, 1692 nt
Organism: Candidula unifasciata
Lineage: Eukaryota; Metazoa; Mollusca; Gastropoda; Stylommatophora; Geomitridae
Source: the annotation of a GenBank genome assembly
AUGGAAGAAUCUUCACAAGCUUCUUUGGCAGAUGGCUCGAUGCCAGAAACGCCAAUGAUAGAUGACUCAGUGUCAAAAACUCCCAAGAUAGAGGGUUCGAUGUCAGAAACUCCCAUUAUAGAUAGCUCAAUGCCUGACGCUCCCAUGAUAAAUGGCUCACAUAAAGUGGGGAAGGAGACUCUAAGAGACAAGUUGAGCAGCCAAGUGUACAGAAGUCGUGUGAUACACUCCAUCUGGUUGUCAGCAUCAAGCUUCACACUGGGCAUCAUCUUUGGGCAGCAGGGACCAACAUUCCUGGAUCUGCAGAUCAUCACCGGCACUGAUGUAGAGUCUGCCUCAUUUUUCUUCACCGCUGCAUCUUUUGGCUACAUGGUUGGCUCAUUUGUCAGUGGAUUUCUGCAUGGCAAGGUGAACAACAAUGUGCUGAUGUGCAUCAUCAACUGUGGAGCAGGCGUGGCUGCGAUUAUCACUCCCUACUGCUCUCCUUAUCCUUUGAUGAUUGUCUUCAGAUUUCUGACCAACAUGUUCUGUGGAGCUAUCGACACUUUGGUCAAUGCCGAACAUAUGCACAUUUGGGGCAAGGAAGGGAGAGCACUAUUACAGUUUAUACAUUUUGUAUUUGCUUUGGGUGGAGUUGUCACCCCACUGAUUACAGAACCAUUUCUGGCUGCAAAAGGUGCGGAACAUGAAUUGUUGUCAUCAGUGAAGAAUUUGAAUGUUACCGUAAAGGUCACAGAUGGGAUAGCUGUUGUUUAUAAUGAAACACAUUCACACAAUCAAACAGGAUAUGGAGUAGCUGUUGUUUACAAUGAAACACAUUCACACAAUCAAACAGGAGAUAGCUUUGGGAGACCUUUGACUACUAAUGUACAUUAUGCCUUCCUGAUAGCAGGCCUGAUUGCAGUGAUGAUUGCUGUUCCAUAUGUCAUUCUCAUAUUUAUUGACAAAAGGUCAGAGUCCUCAUCAGAAAACAAAUACACCCAGAAACUACGUUCCAGACAACUGCCUCUACCAAUGUAUAUAUUCAUGCUUGUAGUGCUGUGUUUUUUCUAUGUAGUCUAUUGUUGUAUAGAAGAUACCUUUGCCUCAUUUCUCAUGACAUUCGUAGUGAGGGAGUACGAGAGUGUCACCAAAUCUCAGGGAGCAUAUAUCACCAUGUUUUAUUGGGCAUCCUUCGCUGCUGCCCGUUUCGGGAGCAUUUUUGUGUCCUCUUAUUUAACAGCUGUCAGAUCCAUGCACCUCUACUGCUUUCUGAUGGUUGUGGCCUACACUGGCUUCACAUUGAGCGCUGUGCAUGCACACAUUGAUUCUCUAACAGCCUUCGCCUGUAUGGCAGGCAUCUCUAUGUCUGGACUCUUCCCCGCUGGCUUCUCCUGGACGGAAGCUGAACUCUUCCCUGUCACUGGAUGGGUAUCCUCCUACAUUCUCAUUGGCAGCUCUUUAGGUAUGAUGGUCAACCCCAUGAUUGUGGGCUUCCUGAUGAAGCACGUGUCCAACAUGUGGUUCUGCUAUAUCCUGCUGGGCGAGGCACUGCUCUUGUCUGUUGUAUUCUUCUUCCUUCUGAUGUUCAAUCGCUGUUACAUAAACAAGAUCUAUGGUACUGUUGCAAAUGCCACAAGUUUGGAGAUCACUGUUGAUGCAUCAAAAACAGAUGCAGACACUUCAGAAAUAACAGUGUCAGUCAAAUGUUAA